CUCGCUCUGGAACCAAAACAGUCAAAAUUCAUAUCGGUUCUCUAUUACAGUUUCCUAGUCCACGGAUCUCCAGUUCUGAUAAUCAGUAAAGGAAGUGGAAUCGACCUUCAAGAUCUCAUAUCGUACACUGGAGGAAUUACGGAAAAAUCUGCAAUUUUUUAUACCUCCGAAAUCAUUUGCGGUCUAGAGCACCUUCACGCCUUGCAGAUCGUUCAUUUGGACAUUAAACCUGCUAAUGUACUACUGACUGAUACAGGUCAUGUCAUGAUCUCAGAUUUUGAUCGCUCGUAUGACAUUACGCGCGAGGCAAAACCUCCAACUUCUUUGGAUUUUACUGGAACUGCUUAUUUUAUGGCGCCUGAGAUUAUUCAAAGGAAGGUUAUCACAACGAAAGCAGAUGUGUGGAGUCUGGGUAUCCUCAUGGCCGUAUUAGUGUGCGGCCUGAAACGGCUCAAACCAUCUACUUUAAACGAAAUUACUGAGUCCUCAAAAAGAGGCACAUUGGCAGUCAAAGUUUUUGCCAAUUUUUCAGGACCUCUUAAGUCAUUUUUUAAUGCCUGCCUGCAAUAUCACUAUAGGGGUAGGGCAAGUGUAGCGGCACUAAAAAGACUUCGCUUUUACAAAAGUGUCGAUUGGAACCAAGUAGCUGCUGGUGGGACUCGUCCCCCAUACAAAACUUCCGAAAUUCCUAAACCGGCAUCUCGAAUGGAAUUGAAAGCUGAUCCUCACGACCCUUCAAUUUUGGCGGCUGCCUAUGGCAAGGAUUCCCCGCAGGUGAACGGUCAUUUUCUAUGUAAAAAGGAUGGUAAAAACAAAUGGUUUUUAAGAACGCAUCCUCCAAGUCUCUUCAAGCUUCCAGUUGCACGAAAGGUGCUGAAAAAAGAUAAUGGAUGUAUCACCGACUUUCAUUUUAUAAAUCCCCGCCUCAGUUCUAAUGUCCAUAAAGCAUAA
Hydatigera taeniaeformis is the source of this 951-nucleotide messenger RNA. NCBI's taxonomy places the organism in Eukaryota, Metazoa, Platyhelminthes, Cestoda, Cyclophyllidea, Taeniidae. The record is from the annotation of a GenBank genome assembly.